Messenger RNA from Pediculus humanus corporis (human body louse), 2838 nucleotides. Its product is annotated as esophageal cancer associated protein, putative. The transcript is spliced from 9 exons. Gene Ontology annotation, cellular component: endosome. Gene Ontology annotation, biological process: endocytic recycling. NCBI's taxonomy places the organism in Eukaryota, Metazoa, Arthropoda, Insecta, Psocodea, Pediculidae. The coding region runs from base 1 to 2838 and encodes 945 amino acids. The record is from RefSeq and is a predicted model, not a curated record.
AUGAUUGUUAUUUUUAGGGCUUUCAAUUUAAAUUUAACUCAAACAGUUAAAAAUCUCGUUUGUAAAGAAGUUUCUGAUCAUCCAUUAAAAGCGCAAAGUAUUUCUGUCAAUGACUGUAAGAGUGCAAGAAAGCUUAGUGGAUUAUCCACUUACAGUAAUAAUUUUGUCAAUUUAACAAAGACAACACAAAUCGUUUUGGAUCCUUUAGGGGCUGCUUUAGAUGGAACUGAUCCACUGAGCCAGUUUGCCAAGUUAGAGUCAGAUCCUUUGCCAGAAUUUACAGAUAAAUGGGAUUCUUCAAGCAAUAAAAAAAAAGAGGGUUCUAAUGUUGAUGCUAAUUUUGAGCCUUGGUCUUCUCGCAAAAAUGCCAUUUUGAAUAAAUUCACCACAUCUGAAAAACUUUCUAUGAUGACCAGUUUUUUAUCUGGCGGAGAAAAAGUUAUUGUAAAAACUCAGAGUUCUGCUGUUGAUAAGGUUAAAAAUAGAUUAGAACAACUUGAUGAUUUUGAAGAGGGAUCAGUGAGACAAAUGUUAGAUUUGACACAGCAAGAAUAUAUUUCAAGAAUUGAAUUAUUAAAUCAAGAAUUGGUUCAGGCAUGGAAUCAAGAUCAAAGAGUCAAAGCCUUAAAAAUUGUAAUUCAAUGCUCAAAACUUCUAGUUGAUGUUUCUGUUCUUCAAUUUUAUCCCAGUAAAUUUGUUCUAAUAACUGAUAUUUUAGACAUUUUUGGUAAUUUAGUGUAUGAAAGGUUAAGAUCCAAAGCUGAAUACACUAAACCAGCAAGUAACAUUCCAGCAUCAUUGCCAGAAGAUUUCACUCCAGAUAUGGUUCCAGAAUCAGCCAAAGAAACUUGCAGAAAUUGGUUUUAUAAAAUAGCAUCAAUAAGAGAAUUAGUGCCUCGAUUGUAUUGUGAAAUGUCUUUACUUAAAUCUUACAGUUUUUUGGAUUCAUCAGAGCACACUCAGGCUUUAAUGAGAUUGACCCAUAUGAUUCGAGGAAUAGGUGAUCCCCUAGUAGCUGUUUAUGCUCGUUGUUAUUUAUGCCGAAUUGGACAAAGCAUCACAAAUAAUAAAAAUAAAGAAUUUAUAAAGGAAAAUUUUUACGAUUUCCUUGCUUGUUACAAACAAAUAAUGAAUCAAAACGUAAGAGAGGAAUUAUAUCGUCAAAAUGUUGACUUAUCCAUUUAUUUAACCCUUUACACGCCAGCACUUGAUUGGAUCUUGCAAGGAGUCGCGAAUAAUGCACCCGAAAGUCUUUUAGAAGAAAUUUUACAAAAGUGCCAAAGUACAUGUAAAAGUGCUCUUUUGUUAAACACUAUAAUGGCAACUUUUAAGUCUUCCUUCAUUGCCGCUCGUGCCUUACAAUUUAUUCAACUGAUAUCAACAUGUAAUGACAAUGGAUUUCCUCAAUAUUUAUUGUACCGUACGCUUGGUUUGUGUUUAACAUUAUCAGACCCACCAACAGAACAAAGGUCUCAAAUUUUAAACGAUAUUUGGAAAGUAGUUACAAAGUUAGAAAAUCCCGAUGAAUAUAUUAACUGUGCAGAAGUUUGGAUUACUUUUGUUGUACGCCAUUUUAGUAAAAGAGAAAUAAAUAUAUUUUUAAACGAUAUAAUUAAACAUAUGACACCUAAUCGUGCUUAUGAGAAUCAUUACACCCAACUUCAAAUCAUUGUUGAUAAUGUUGUUCAAAAAAUAUCAGAUUUUGAAAAUUUAUUUGCAAUGGAUAAGUUUUUACCCGUGCUCGACAUGUUUCAAAAAGAGUCCGUUAAAGUCGAUGUUUGUAAGGCUAUCAUGUACAAGUUUAGUAAAUCCCAACAGGAAUCGUUUAAUGAUCCCGUUAUCACAAAUGCUUUAAUGUUUAUUUGUCGUGUAAUGCACGAUUCUGUAAGCGCUCUUACAGUCGAGGAUGAAAAACGUCAAAUUGGAUCGUUAAUAUGUUCUUUUAUCAGAAAAGUUGAAUUCGGUCGUGAUUUCGAACAACAGCUUAGUUUUUACGUCGAAUCUCGGGCUUCUUUCAGCAAUUUAGAUUCCGUCAAUACUCUGUUGGUGCUUAGCGUCAAUCGGUUAGCAGUGGAAACUCGUAAAGUUGUAAAGGGGCAUCACACUCGAAAAACAGCAUCAUUUGUUCGGGCUUGUGCGGCUUAUUGUUUUAUUACAAUACCAUCUAUCACAUCGAUAUUCACAAAAUUAGAAUUAUAUUUUUUUUCUGGUCAAGUGGCUUUAUUAAAUCAGUGUUUGGGUCAAGCCGAUGCUUGUUUUAAAGCAGCACUAAGUUUAAUACAAGAUUUUCCGAAAACGUACGAAGUCGAUGGUAAACAGAAAUGCUCGGAACAGUUUUUGAUUUCUUACCUAUGUAAUUUUUUAUCCACGCUGGUCGUUGUUCCCGACAAUCCCGAACAAGGAGUGUUAUAUUUGACGAGAGGACUAGUGAACGCAGUUCAAAAUUACAAUUGGGAACCUCAUUCAAACGGAAAGGGAAUCAUAUAUCUUCACGUCCUAGAUUUGCUUCAUACCGUGGCUCAAGAAUCAUAUCCAUACCACGUUGAUAAAGUUGAAUCAAACGAUACUCUUUACGGCUGGGACCCGAAAUUUUUAUCGGAAAUAAAUAAAAUGUCGACGGUUAUUCUCGAAGAAAUAUUAAAUCAUUUAAAAAUGCUCGGUUCCAAAGAACUCUAUAAGAAGCAAUCCGCUUUAGCAUUAGAUUUAUUUUUACGCAUAGCUUUUAAAGCCGAUCUUAAUCAACCAGGCCUUAUCGAUUUAGCCGUGAAUUUGUGGAAUCUGGCACAAAAAAAUGGAGGAAGUUUAGAGAAUAAAUUAAUGGUACUGUUUCUUUCGUAG